AUGCUUGUAACUGGACUGUUUAUUCUUAGUGUUUUAUGUGGUCAAAAUGUUUCAUACGGCAAGAAACUUUUUUGUGGCAUUGAAGACUCCGACUGCCUUACAAAUAUUGCAAAAUACACGUAUGACGACAUGGUAAACGGUUGUCUUAAAGGUGUUCCAUCUUCGGAUCCUUUGAUUGUAGAUAUGAUUGAAGGACGUCUACCCACGAUGAAAUACUUUUUAUACAACGUUACUUUCUCUGGACUGGGAAAUUGUAUACCAGAACUUAUGAAAUUUAAUAAAAAUGACUCAACGCUUGUUUACAAUAUUGCCUGUAAACAUUUACUUGUAGAAGGUCAAUAUGACGUUCGGGGUCGACUAGAUUCAAUGUUCGUCAGAGGGAAGGGUGGUUAUAUUAAGAAUUAUUAUGACUACGCUUUUCUAUUCACUCUAGAAUUCGAUCAAUACUUUGACAAAAAUGAAAAAUUGCACAUUCACAUCAAAAACUAUAAUUUUAAUAUAGACCCAAGAGGAAAACUAGAAUAUAACUUCAAGAACAUGCUUAUCGGUGAUAGUGAAAAAUCUCUUGCCUUCGGCAAUUUUUCAGAUAAAAAUUUAGAGCUAAAGCUCAAUGCUGACAUAAAAUCUUCAAGCAGCGUACCAACAACAUCGAAAAUGCAACUUAAUGUAGUGUUCACUCUGUUACUGAUUUGCUGUCACAAUGUUUUAUGUUCAGUGAAAAUUUGUGACUUUGCAAACCCUGAAUGCACAACACUUGGUGCAUCGAAGAAGUAUGAAGAAUUUGUGAAUGGAUAUACAGAAGGCCACUCAUCUUCGGAUCCUUUAUUUAUAGAUGUUAUUCAAGCAGACACGACAAAUUUGAAGCAUACAAAAUAUAACGUUUCCUUAUCUGGAAUGCGCCAUUGCAAUACAGAACUUUUGAAAUUAAAUAUCAAAGAGAAGACAGGUCAAUAUCACCUCUUAUGCAAACAUUUGAUCGUAGAAGGCCAGUAUGAAGUAAAAGGUGAAAUAGGUUCUAAAUUGUUGGAAGGGAAGGGACAUUUUAAAGAAAACUUAUAUGAAUAUGGUCUCCUUUUCUCUUUUAAUUAUAAAAUAAACGUUGAAAAGACCGGGAGACAUCUUUUUCCUGAUCCAAUAACGGUUAAACUUGACCCUAGAGGCAGAGUGGAUUACAACUUCAAUGACAACAAUGAGCAAUCUAAAAACGGCCAUGGGAUUACUAAUGAAGAUUGGAAAAUAGUGGAAGAUUCUGCUCACUCAACGAUAAUGUAUAAACUCCUUGAUAUAUUUAAACAAAACAUAAGAGUAUAUUUAAAAUUGGUUUCUAUCGAACAUAUAUGGCAUUGA
This is a messenger RNA of Arctia plantaginis, 1347 nucleotides long. Lineage: Eukaryota; Metazoa; Arthropoda; Insecta; Lepidoptera; Erebidae. The record is from the annotation of a GenBank genome assembly.